GUCUCCCACUCACUACAACGCAAAAUUGAUGAUCCCAUCACACCUAUUUCACGUUCAUGAGCCCUAGAAGCUUACGCCGCCACCGCCGACUCACCACCGCUUAAGGUAUUACCUCUUAUUCCUCAAAUCCAAGCUGCCGCCUCUUCCCCCUUCCUCUUAUUCGUCGACGAUUCGCCUCCAAAUUAAGAUGGUUAGAGCAUAUUCUCAAGAACACACAUACAAGCAUCCAUGGGAACGAGUAACAGCUGCGUCGUGGCGCAAAUUUGCCGACCCUGCGAACAAACGCACACUGUCUCACAUUAUCGAGGUUGAUACUCUGAGCCACAAGCUCGAAAGCAACACUGGCAAGCUGUACACAACUCGAGCUAUAACUGUCCAUGCUCCCGGGCCAUGGUUCCUUCGUAAGAUGAUCGGCCAGGAUAUCUGCCACUGUGUUGAGUCAACUGUCGUGGAUGCGAAAUCCCGAUCUAUGCAGCUAGCUACCCGUAAUAUCAGCCUCGAGAAGUUCAUCGAAGUGGAGGAGAAGAUCAGGUAUGAUCCCCACCCGGAUGAUCCAAAUGGAUGGACCAUAUGCCGGCAGGAGACAAGGAUCACGAUAAAGCCCCUGUCGGCUCUGGCCACGAUGGCUGAGAAGAUCGAGCAAAAGUGCGUGGAGAAGUUCCAGCAAAACAGUGCUAAAGGGAGAGAGGUUAUGGAGAGAAUCUGCAAGUAUCUUGAAGCUGAAUCUAGGGGAAUUUCUGCUUGAUUUUGAUGUUAAUCAUUGAGGGACAAGGACGGAAGGUUUAUCCAUUGAACACUUGGUUAGUUGAGCAAUAGAGGGCUCUCUUAUUUUAAAAUGAAGAUAUUUUCUUAGGAAAGAUGAUCCAAAUAAUGAACUUAAUAAAUUUAAUCAAGUAAAUGCCAUUUCAUGAAUAAGGAGUUGGUCUUUUACGGGCCAAGUGGCUUAAUUUAUAAAGGGAUUUUGCAGUUUGGAUAAAUUAUCAAAUCCAAUGUAUUGAAAUCUGGAAAUUUGAAUAUAAUUUGUAAAUCAGAAAACAGCAAUUAAAUCUAUCUAGUAGUGAAAAAGCCAAUUGCAAUUUGUGACAA
Molecule: messenger RNA, 1086 nt
Organism: Salvia hispanica
Lineage: Eukaryota; Viridiplantae; Streptophyta; Magnoliopsida; Lamiales; Lamiaceae
Product: MSF1-like family protein
Cellular component (GO): mitochondrial intermembrane space
Source: RefSeq, a predicted model, not a curated record